GAAUGGGAUGCGUCACUCACUGUUAUCCCAUGCUUCUCGACGUACAGCUUGAUCCCUCUGCUCCAGCGACUUCAUUGUUCUUUUCUCGGAUCCGCCGACUUGCGAUUUCCCUCCCUGGAGAGACCGGUAUAGAGACUAUUGUUUUUCUUCGAGGCGCUGCGAGUCUCUGGACUCCGUUCCAUCAAAAUGGUGCCCCGACAGCCUCCUCAGAGUAUAUGUGGAUACGAACAUUUCACAGGCGUUUCCUCGAUGUACUUUAAAAGCUCGCGGUAGUUUCUUCAAUAGAGCAUAACUCACCAGACGAAGCACUCUACCCUUGCGUUCUACACCACCUUUUAAAUCACUCUAACAUCCUUCCUCGCUCGCGGCUUCACUAUGUCAAAACCAAGUCAGCGUGAUCAGCGUGCGGCAGGCCUGUCCGCUGCGUCCAUAAAGGCGCUUUCUGGAGAAGAGGCUCUGAGAUUCCUCUUUGACUAUCGGCCUAAAUUCACCAAACUACAAGGCUUUGUGGGUAAUGGCGGGACUCGCUACCCUGCGCAGUACGACAUGCAUAUGCAUCCUCAGCUGGUUCUCAAAGACGUCAUCCUUUUUCCCGACAUGCUCGAGCAGCUUGCUGGUUUCGUUGAUUCCAGGCUCUUCCUCUUGACUGCCAGGCGACUGCCCCAUGUUCCCCCGUCUAGUGAAUUGCAUCCAGGGCGGAUUCGCCUUGACUGGGAUAUCAAUACUGGCAUCGUGAUAGGGCCCAAGGAUGAUCUCAAGCGCGUAUAUCCAAGCCUGCAGAAGGUUCCAUCGCUGAUCGCUUCGACUCUGAUCACUGGUCUUGAUCAAUGGUCGGACAUCUUCAGAUAUAGUGAUACCCCUACGUCCGUGAUGCCUUGUGCUCUGGCAGAUGGAUAUCUCUCGCUCGAUAGAGAUGUCAUCGGGCUUGCCGAAAACCUUGAUGCCAUCAAACUUCCCAAAGGUCUCGACAGCGAUAUUCAGCUUGUCAUCGAGACGGGCUUGUCCGAUUUUUUGUUCUGGGACUUCAAGAAUAUGAAUGAAGGGAGUGAAGGAGUCAUGCGGGCUAUCAGGUAUUUGACUGGCUCAAAGUUCCCUUGGGUGAGCUGUCCUGCAUCUGAGAGAUGCUAUGGACGGUUUUGCCAGGAGAAGACAAGCGACGGGGACCAGUUCGCUGUUACGGGGUAUAAAACGGGCGUGGAUGGAGGUAUUCUGGGGGAUGUCGGGUCUGGUGUUGCCAACUCGAGCGAACUCAGAUUUGAUAUGUCUAACUGUCUUUCUGUGGCGUCUGACUUGAACACGAGCGCGUGGCCAUUCAAGCGCGAUGUAAGGAAAUUGGGGAAGGGGACGAAAAAGAGAUUAGCAUCAGGUGAUGGGUCUGACGAAGACGACGGUAAUGGUGACGACGGAGGUGCCGAUGAAGAUUCUCUGUCUAGGCUUCCAUUUAGCAGGUUUGAAUUUGCGAAGGCGCUUAGAAUCAUCCAACAGAUAUGGGCCGAAGCUGUUAACAUCGAUGCAACGUUCAUGGUUUUGAAUGCCGGGAGCCGGGAGUUUAUAGGCAUACGUGAUCGACAGCUACAACGCCUCUAUCUGUCGCCGUUGAUAGAUUUAGACAACCCCGGUAGUCUUCCUGCGGGCUACUUCAAGAUCCACACCGGCCUACGGAUUGCAGCACUCCAUGAUGUGAUUCAGCGUGCAAAACGGUUGAAGGCGCUCUCACGCCUCCCCGAACUAUACACAUUCAAAUAUGACCAUGGAAGACCCUCCGACGACCAGCCGCCAUUGAACAUCAUGAAGACCGCCAGGCCUCGGAAGUCUACGAUGACUGCAAGGGCAGCAAAAGUCAAGAUUUCAGAAGCUCACGUGGAGGGGAUCGAGCAGACUUCAGAGGUAAGCACAGAACGGCCAUGAUAUCCCCCUGAAAAUUAGUGACAAUCUUUCAUCAACAGCUCUUGCUGCAAUUGCGAGAAACAGAGAAUGUGACGGGCAAAGUGUAUGGCUUGGGAAUGUCGGAAUCAUCGGGGCUCUACUCCCGGGCCAGAGGAAAUGGAUCGAGUCAGGAGGGAUGCGACAUGAUGGACAUA
This is a messenger RNA of Desarmillaria tabescens, 2081 nucleotides long. RefSeq lists its product as uncharacterized. The record is from RefSeq and is a predicted model, not a curated record. The coding region runs from base 376 to 1908 and encodes 510 amino acids. The transcript is spliced from 4 exons. Lineage: Eukaryota; Fungi; Basidiomycota; Agaricomycetes; Agaricales; Physalacriaceae.